AUGACUCUUCACAUCCUCAUCUCUUCAACGCGUUUUGACCGUAAACCCACCCUCAGCUGCGUUUGGCGACGUCGAGCAGAGCAUCACAACUCCGGCUUCAAAUGUUUAGGCGCUUUGGGUUACAACGACACAAGCACCGUCCAGAACCGGUCGGCGCUUCUUGGUUCGGGAAAACCCUCCACACCAUCCAGCAAGUUCUCGAAGACAGCAUUUAAACCUCAGAGGCGACCAUAUUUCAAGGAUCAAAUCAUUCCGCUUUCCUUUCUAGCCUCCAGUCUAGAGCAAGAGCGCAUCUACCAAAUCCAUUUAGAAAGUUGGUCAUAUUUAAAACACCGAAUUGGUAACUCAUAG
This is a messenger RNA of Protopolystoma xenopodis, 351 nucleotides long. The record is from the annotation of a GenBank genome assembly. Lineage: Eukaryota; Metazoa; Platyhelminthes; Monogenea; Polystomatidea; Polystomatidae.